AUGGGCCACAGCAACAAACUCCCCAGAGACCAGAUCCCCAGGGGCCACCGCAACCAACUCCCCAGAGACCAGAUCCCCAGGGGCCACAACAGACUCCCCAGAAUUUUGAUCCCCAGGGGUCCACAGCAGCAAAAUCUCCUGAGUCAUGAACAUAAUGGGCCACAGCAACAAACUCCCCAGAGACCAGAUCCCCAGGGGCCACAACAGACUCCCCAGAAUUUUUAUCCCCAGGGUCCACAACAGCAAAAUCCCCUGAGUCAUGAACAUAAUGGGCCACAGCAACAAACUCCAGAGAGACCAGAUCCCCAGGAGCCUCAGCAACAAACUCCCCAGAGGCCAGAUCCCCAGGAGCCUCAGCAACAAACUCCCCAGAGACCAGAUCCCCAGGAGCCUCAGCAACAAACUCCCCAGAGACCAGAUCCCCAGGAGCCUCAGCAACAAACUCCCCAGAGACCAGAUCCCCAGGAGCCUCAGCAACAAACUCCCCAGAGACCAGAUCCCCAGGAGCCUCAGCAACAAACUCCCCAGAGACCAGAUACACAGGAGCCUCAGCAACAAACUCCCCAGAGACCAGAUCCCCAGGGGCCUCAGCAACAAACUCCCCAGAGACCAAAAUUCCAAGGUCAACAAGAGCAAAUUCACCAACCAGCAGUAACUAAAUCUCCAGAUCAGCAAUGCCAAGUACAGGCUGAGGAUAUUUUGCAAUGUGGGUCUCCUAAAAUUAAUCGGGCUCAAUGUAAGGCUAUAAAUUGCUGCUACAAUGGACAGCAGUGCUAUUAUGGGAAAGCAGUGACUGUGCAGUGUACCAAGGAUGCUCAGUUUGUCUUAGUGGUGUCCAGGGAAGCCACUUGGCCCAAAAUAAACAUUGAUUCCAUCAGUCUUUUGGGGGAAAAUGACAGCCCUUGUAUUCCUGUUGGCAUCACUUCAGCCUUCGCCAUAUACCAGUUCCCUGUUACUGCCUGUGGUACCACACUGAAGGAGGAAAGUGGUUAUGUGGUUUAUGAGAACAGGAUGGUGUCUUCCUUCGAAGUUGUGAUGGGACCUCAAGGCUCCAUCACAAGGGACAGCCAUUUUGAACUGCUGUUCCAGUGUAAGUACUCUGCCACCACAGUGGAGGCUGUCGUUGUAAAGAUGAACUCUGUUCCUGCUCCGGUUUCGGUAGCAGCUCUGGGACCCCUCAGGGUGGAACUCAGACUGGCCAAAGGGCCAUGUAAAAAUAAAGGAUGUAAGAACGAGUCCAGAGCAUUCACAUCAUAUUACACUCAGGAAGAGUUCCCUGUGGUUAAAGUCCUGAGGCAGCCUGUAUAUGUUGAGGUUCGUAUCCUGGAGAGGAAGGAUCCCAACCUUGUCCUGAUGCUGGAUUACUGCUGGGCCACCUCUUCCCCCAGCCCUGUCAGCAUGCCCCAAUGGGAACUCCUCAUUGAAGAAUGUCCCUAUCCAGUUGAUAGAUACCUGACCACCAUGAUCCCUGUGGAACCCUCUUCUGGUCUUCUGUACCCCACCCACCACAAACGCUUCAUCCUUGAGAUGUUUACAUUUGUGGAUCACACUCUGGCACCCCAGAAAGAUUUGAUCUUCAUUCACUGUAGCACAUCUGUGUGCCACCGUACUCCAGGGAACUCCUGUCAACAGAAAUGCAACAGGCAAAGGAGGGAUGUUGCUGUUGCCCAAAGGAUGUCCAGACAGACUACUGUGGUCUCCAGUGGAGAAGUGGUCUUGGUUGACCAGAUUCCUGCCACUACCUACACUUUAGACCUGUGA
Molecule: messenger RNA, 1761 nt
Organism: Esox lucius (northern pike)
Lineage: Eukaryota; Metazoa; Chordata; Actinopteri; Esociformes; Esocidae
Product: zona pellucida sperm-binding protein 4-like
Exons: 10
Coding region: 1-1761 (586 amino acids)
Biological process (GO): prevention of polyspermy; binding of sperm to zona pellucida
Cellular component (GO): egg coat
Molecular function (GO): acrosin binding; structural constituent of egg coat
Source: RefSeq, a predicted model, not a curated record